UCACUAGUUCACCCAACAGUUUUUGUGCUGAUCCACGCUCGUCUCGAGUGGAGCCACUGGUCUCCUCGCGGUGGAUUUUGAUCAGCUGGACGCGCCAGGGCGCAGUUUUCCUCAACGGACGCAUCAGCUGAUCUGGCUCUUUCUUCCUUUCACUUCAUUUGCGAGAAGCCAGUCGCUCACAAAAGACUCUCGGCUGAGAAAAGCGGAGUGACACAACAACUGGAGGAUUCGAGCUGAGCUCCGAGCCCAUGAAAACAGGAGAGCCGCGAGAACCAAGAGAGGUCACCAACUUCCCCUGAGCAAAGAAGAGACACCAGAACAUACACAUGGGGCAGGGCGAGGCUUCAGCGCGGGGCACCAGCAUGGAGGGUGACUGCCUCAGCUGCAUCAAGUACCUCAUGUUUGUCUUCAAUUUCCUCAUCUUUCUUGGGGGCUCGUUCCUCCUCGGAGUGGGAGUGUGGGUGCUGGUGGACCCCACUGGAUUCAGGGAAAUCGUGGCAGCAAACCCUCUGCUCUUCACUGGGGUGUACAUCAUCCUGGGCAUGGGGGGGAUGCUCUUCCUCCUGGGCUUCCUGGGCUGCUGCGGAGCCAUCCGCGAAAACAAGUGUCUGCUUCUGUUUUUCUUCAUGCUCAUCCUGCUCAUCUUCUUGGCAGAGUUGGCCGCCGCCAUCCUGGCUUUCAUAUUCCGCGAACAUCUGACUAGGGAAUACUUCACCAAGGAGCUGAAGAGACAUUACCAGGGCUACAACAACACGGACGUCUUCACCUCCACCUGGAACGCCAUCAUGAACACAUUCGACUGCUGCGGGGUGAACAGCCCGGAGGAUUUUAAAGAUAGCCUGUUCAGGAUGCUCAACCCAAAUCACAUGGUGCCAGAAGCCUGCUGCCAGCGUGCCAGUCAGACCGGAGACGUGGCCUCCAUCAGCCUGGAACAGUGCUUAUCAGGAAAUAUGAUGUUCCGCAAUAACAAGGGCUGUUACUCUGCUGUGGUGGACUACUUUGAGUUAUACAUCUAUGUGGCCGGAGCGCUGGCCAUCGUGGUGCUGACCAUUGAGCUCUUCGCCAUGGUCUUCGCUAUGUGCCUCUUCAGGGGGAUCCAGUAAAGCUGCUUCAUCUGCGAUCAUCGUCAUCACUUUUCGUAAUUCAGGAGAAAAAUAACAACAUGGACACUUUUGGAAAUUUGUCUGUUUCUUUUCCUGGUUCAUUUGCUUCAAAUGUAUACUCCUUUAACUCCUGUACUUCACAGCUGGACUUUUGAGGUACUGGGUGGCCAAAACUCAUUUGUACACAUAAAAAGUAGGGGAUCAGGGACAAACCGUGAUGUAAAACAAAUGUGCGUAGAGAGAAUAGAAUCAUCUGUCGACCAGGUCUUGCACGGCGCGAGGGUGAAGCGGACCGGACCCGAGGACCGGGAGAAGCCUGCGCGGAGGGCACUGCACUGACUUUUGGAUGAAGAAUAUUUAUAUUAAGUAGAAGUUGGCUUAACUGUAAAAAUGUGUUUUAUGUUCGACACUUCGGCUGUUUCGUAUUCUUUUAAUACUGUAUACUGUAACACACGCUCCCUCAUUUUUACAGCCACUAUUCUUCAAUGCUGUAUUAUAAGCUGCGCGUAUGUGGAUGGGUGUGUGUGGUUGUACAUACUGGAUGCUGUUUUUGAAUGUGUAGUUCGUAAGCUCUCCGUGACCCUGCUAGAGCUCACAGCCAACUUCUUUUUUCUAUUUGUACGGUGAUGUUUACUGCAGUAGUGGUCUUACGUGGUUUUAGGUGGUGAAAUGUAUUUGUAUGCAUUCGAGUUAGACUCUUGAAAAGUCAAUGACAUA
Synchiropus splendidus (mandarinfish) is the source of this 1820-nucleotide messenger RNA. RefSeq names its product tetraspanin-18-like. NCBI's taxonomy places the organism in Eukaryota, Metazoa, Chordata, Actinopteri, Syngnathiformes, Callionymidae. The coding region runs from base 327 to 1103 and encodes 258 amino acids. Gene Ontology annotation, cellular component: membrane. The transcript is spliced from 9 exons. The record is from RefSeq and is a predicted model, not a curated record.